UUUCGCUCUCUCAUUCCGUCUCCUGGCUUCCCACUUCAUCCGUUUUCAGAGGGAAAGGGGGCUGCUAUGGACCGCCGGGGGCUUCCGAAGAUCAACCUGGGGACAACCAUCAUGGCUGUGGAGUUUGAUGGAGGUGUUGUGGUGGGCUCCGACUCCCGAGUCUCUGCAGGGGAGUCCGUGGUGAACCGGGUCUUCAACAAGCUGGAGCCCCUCCAUGAGCGGAUUUACUGCGCACUCUCAGGAUCAGCGGCUGAUGCCCAGGCUAUUGCCGACACAGUGAACUAUCAAUUGGAGCUCCACAGCUUGAACAUGGACGAGCCUCCGUUGGUCCUGGCUGCAGCCACGUUGGUGAAAAAUAUCAGCUACAAGUACAAGGAGGAGCUCUCAGCUCACCUGAUGGUGGCCGGAUGGGACCCCAGGAGAGGUGGGCAGGUCUACGGGACACUCGGAGGGAUGCUCACCCGGCAGCCUUUUGCCAUUGGGGGAUCAGGGAGCACCUAUAUUUAUGGUUAUGUCGACUCGGCCUACAAACCCGGGAUGGACCAGGUGGAAUGCCGGCAGUUCACCAAAAAUGCCAUUGCCUUGGCCAUGGUUCGGGACGGGUCCAGUGGGGGAGUCAUUUACCUUGUCACCAUCACCAAAGACGGCGCCAAGGAGGAAGUGGUGGUGGGGGACAAGAUCCCCCAAUUUUACGAUGAAUGAAUUUGUUUCUUUUCCAAUAAAGGCUGCUAUGAUGGAA
This is a messenger RNA of Anolis sagrei ordinatus, 739 nucleotides long. Lineage: Eukaryota; Metazoa; Chordata; Lepidosauria; Squamata; Anolidae. The record is from RefSeq and is a predicted model, not a curated record.